Messenger RNA from Neoarius graeffei (lesser salmon catfish), 984 nucleotides. RefSeq lists its product as uncharacterized. The transcript has a single exon. The record is from RefSeq and is a predicted model, not a curated record. Bases 1 to 984 code for a protein of 327 amino acids. NCBI's taxonomy places the organism in Eukaryota, Metazoa, Chordata, Actinopteri, Siluriformes, Ariidae.
AUGCACAAAGGUUAUGGAGAUACACUUAAGCCAGCGAUGAAGCUGAUACAUAAGAGCAGCUGGAAAUGUGCUGGAGAAUCUAAAGAUUCCAUACAACCUCCCAUACCACCCACAUCCACCCCAUCCUCCACACCAUCCACCAUACCACCCACAUUCACACCAUCCACCAUACCACCCCAUCCUCCAUACCACCCACAUCCACACCAUCCACCAUACUACCCCAUUCUCCAUACCACCCACAUCUACCCCAUCCUCCACACCAUCCACCAUACCACCCACAUUCACACCAUCCACCAUACCACCCCAUCCUCCAUACCACCCACAUCCACACCAUCCACCAUACCACCCCAUUCUCCAUACCACCCAUCCUCCAUACCACCCACAUCCACCCCAUCCACCAUACCACCCAUCCUCCAUACCACCCACAUCCACAUCAUCCACCAUACCACCCCAUUCUCCAUACCACCCACAUCCACCCCAUCCACCAUACCACCCAUUCUCCAUACCACCCACAUCUACCCCAUCCUCCACACCAUCCACCAUACCACCCACAUUCACACCAUCCACCAUACCACCCCAUCCUCCAUACCACCCACAUCCACACCAUCCACCAUACCACCCAUCCUCCAUACCACCCACAUCCACCCCAUCCACCAUACCACCCAUCCUCCAUACCACCCACAUCCACAUCAUCCGCCAUACCACCCCAUCCUCCAUACCACCCACAUCCACCCCAUCCUCCAUACCACCCCAUCCUCCAUACCACCCACAUCCACACCAUCCUGUAUACCGCCCCGUUAUCCAUAUUGCCCCAUCCUCUAUACCACCCCAUCCACCCCAUCCUCCAUACCACCCCAUCCACCCUAUCCUGUAUAUCACCCUGCCACCUCCAUCCAUCCCAUCCACACCAUUCUAUAUACUGCCCCUGUCCACCCCCCAGGGGGUGAUAGGGACUUUGGUUACAAUAUACACAUAGUUAAAUAA